Messenger RNA from Zerene cesonia (dogface butterfly), 651 nucleotides. RefSeq names its product U11/U12 small nuclear ribonucleoprotein 35 kDa protein-like. Gene Ontology annotation, cellular component: precatalytic spliceosome; U12-type spliceosomal complex. NCBI's taxonomy places the organism in Eukaryota, Metazoa, Arthropoda, Insecta, Lepidoptera, Pieridae. The record is from RefSeq and is a predicted model, not a curated record. The transcript is spliced from 3 exons. Gene Ontology annotation, molecular function: mRNA binding; snRNA binding. Gene Ontology annotation, biological process: mRNA splicing, via spliceosome. The coding region runs from base 92 to 646 and encodes 184 amino acids.
UUAGUUCCAAAUUUCGACACAUGCCAAAAGAUUCAUGUAAAUAGUACAUAACUUGUUUAUUUUUAUUUUAUGAUAAGUAUUAAAGUUUACAAUGUCCAGAAAUGACUAUGAUUUUGAGAAGUAUGUAACUGAUGUUUAUGAUCCCAUUAAAGUGGGCUCAAUAGAUAAAACUGAUACUGAACCCCAUGAUAGAGCUAUUGUAAGAGCUAUAUGCUCAAAAUACGUUCCAAAUAAAUUGGUCCAAGGAAAUCCGGAAUACACAAUAUUUAUCACACGGCUAAAUCCACGAACGACGCAGGAUACCAUUGAGUCGGAAUUCUCUAAGUGCGGUAACAUUUUAAGAUGCAGGUUGGUCAAAGACAUUGUCACUGGGAAAUCUAAGAAAUAUGCUUUUAUAGAGUUUGAAAGUAGACUCAGUGUGGAACGAGCCUUGAAAGAGAUGCACAGAGAAUAUAUUGAUGGUUCUGAGAUCUUAGUUGAGAGGGAGGCUGAGAGACGCCUCCAUGGAUGGAAGCCUAGGAGGCUUGGGGGAGGGUUUGGUGGCAGGAAGGAAUCGGGCCAGCUGAGAUUCGGUUGCCGAGAUAGACCCUUCAGAAAACCUUUUCUUAUUACACCAAAAAACGAUCCAGGGACUAGUAGAAAUUAAUGAAA